GUUGUGCGGUUCCUGGCGGACGAUGCGCUCAAGGGGCGGCAGCCGGGCACGGCUGGCGAGGAGGCGGCGGCCGCCUUCGUGGCCAGCAAGCUGGAGGAGCUGGGCUGCGAGCCUGCCGGGGAGGACGGCAGCUACUUCCAAACGGUCCGCAUGGUGGGGCUGACGGCCAUCCGGAGCACUUCCAAGUUGGGAUUCGAGGUGCAGGACUUCCAGCUGACCGGCCGAUUUGGGGAGGACUACGUCCACUCCAUGGACCACCUCCCAGACCUGGCUCAAGAGCCGGAAUGUGCCUUCGAGGGCCUGGACUUGGUCUUUGUCGGCCACGGGGUAGCAGCGCCAGGGCUCGACUGGGACGACUUCAAGGGCCAGGACAUGACAUCGAAAGUCUUACUGGUGCUGAUCAGCCAGCCGCCUGUGGAGCCCUUUCCCCAAGACGACCUGACCUACUACGCCAGGUGGACCUACAAGUUUGAAGAGGCGCGCCGGCGAGGCGCAGCGGGCUGCCUGAUCGUUCACUUCAGCGACGAGUUCGCCGGCUACCCUUGGAGCGUGACCCGCACCGGCUACAGCGGGGAGAAGGUGGCCUUGGAGAAGCCGCAGGUGAAUCCACUGGCCAUCCAUGGCUGGCUUGAGAGGGGUCUCGCUUCCAAACUCGCCGAGGCCGCCGGCACCACGCUGGACGCUUGGGUGAAGCAAGCGCAGCAGCGGGACUUCCGGCCUGUGGUGGUGGGCCGCGUGUCGCAUUCUGUGCAGUACCAGAAGCGGUGCUUCUCGGGCCGCAAUGUCCUGGGCCUCCUCCCUGGGGAGGAGCCGCACCAGCACGAGGCAGUGGUCAUCGCUGGGCAUCACGACCACCUGGGCGAGCGCGAGGGCGAGAUCUACAAUGGAGCCGUGGACAACUGCACGGGGGUGGCGAUGAUGCUGGCCACGGCGCGGAGGCUGAUCGAGUCGGGCGUCCGCCUCAAGAGGUCUGUGUUGCUAAUGGCCCCCACAGCCGAGGAGUGUGGUCUUCUGGGCUCAGACUACUACGCCGACGAGCCCCUGAUGAUUGGCACCCGUCAGGCCAAGCCCAUUGCUGCUUUUGCUUUCGACGUCGGAAAUGUGUGGGGUCGUACCAGAGACCUCUCCGUGCUGGGUUUGGGCAGGAGCACCCUGGAUCCGUUGUUACAGGAGGUGGCUGCGUCGCAAGAGCUCACACUGGUCCCUGACCUCCAGCCCAAGAUGGGACUUUUCUACCGGAGUGACCACUGGAGUUUCGUGCGACGGGGAGUUCCUGGGUGCUGGUUCUUCUUUGGCCGCGACUUCAUCGGAAAGCCCAGCACCUACUACGACGAGGUUGUGGGCAGGUAUAUCCAAUCCGAAUAUCACAAGCCGGCCGAUGUCUAUCAUCCGGAGUGGACCAUGGAGGGUCUUCUCUCCCAGGUAAACUUCACCGUGGGCGUCGCCCAAGCGCUGGGCGCUCGCACGGACUUCUACCCCGCAAUGAAGCCUGAGACGGCCUCUCCGGGUCCCCAGGUCCCGGAAGUCCCGGAGGCCCCUGCCAGCUUCGCCUGGAGGCGGCGGCCGGGCAAGCGCGGGGUGAGCUUUGGGCUGCG
Symbiodinium natans is the source of this 1595-nucleotide messenger RNA. Lineage: Eukaryota; Dinophyceae; Suessiales; Symbiodiniaceae. The record is from the annotation of a GenBank genome assembly.